UUUUAACUGUAUAUAUGUCAAUUGUUUAAGAUUGUGCCUGACGUUCAUUUGUUAUUAAAAAAAAAUACUAUCUUUUUGGUUAUUUAAAAAUUAUUUCCAAAAAGGUGAAAACUAAAACUUUUUCUAAUAAGAAAAAAUUGUAAAUAUUAAUUCUUUAAUAAAAAAGAAAGUGAAAAUGGAAAUUGAAGAAACUUAUCAAUAUUUAAACAAAACCCCUCAAUUUCACGAAAUUGAUAGUUCAAAAACAAAUGUUCAAAAAUAUAUUAAUGGUACAUUGGGACGGGAAAUUAAUAUUCAUCAUGGAGAGGAAUCAUUCUUAGAAUUAUCAGACAGACUAUCCCUAUCAGAUGUAAAUGUCGAUCAAGAGGAAUUAAAUAAUAAUUGCUUUGAACAAUACAUUUGCUCUAUAUGUCACAUACCGAAACCUAGUGCUCGACUUCUUGAUAUUCAUAUUCAAGAAGAUCAUGACAACAUUUUCUUUAAACUUUUAUCCGAGAGACAACCUAUGUACGAAUGCUACAUACAAAGAUGUGAUUUAAAAUUCAACAGUCAAUCUGAAAGGGACGAACAUUGUAUUUCAAUUCACAAAUAUAUCAAAAGUUUUGGAAGUAUUGUUCAUCGAGAGCAACUUGAAAAAUGGGAAUCAAUAAAUAGAACGAAUGAACAAAAUAUGUCACAAAAACGAAAAAAUACGGAUGAUUUUCAAAGUAAUAAAAGAAUAGCCUACGACAGCAAUAUAAUAAUUAACGAAAUGCGAAUAGAGGAACCAAAAUCAACUUUAACGUUCGUUCCAAGACAAAUUUUACUCGACAAAAAACCCGGUGUAAAUUUACGAACUCAUUUAACUUAAUAAGAGUUCAUUUAUAAUUUAAUUAGUGAAAUUUAACUUAGUAAUAAUUAUUUAAACAUAUUUAUAAUUAUAAAAUUUUAAUCUCAAAAGAUUUUAAAUAUUGUAAAAAGAAAUUGUACAUAUUAAUAAAUUUUAAAAGAAAGAUA
Molecule: messenger RNA, 996 nt
Organism: Leptopilina boulardi
Lineage: Eukaryota; Metazoa; Arthropoda; Insecta; Hymenoptera; Figitidae
Exons: 3
Coding region: 176-850 (224 amino acids)
Source: RefSeq, a predicted model, not a curated record